Molecule: messenger RNA, 997 nt
Organism: Galeopterus variegatus (Sunda flying lemur)
Lineage: Eukaryota; Metazoa; Chordata; Mammalia; Dermoptera; Cynocephalidae
Gene: TRIM58
Product: tripartite motif containing 58
Molecular function (GO): protein binding
Source: RefSeq, a predicted model, not a curated record
CUCACCCUGUGUUUAUGUUUCUCUUUCACUUUCAGGGUGUGAGAGGAGCCUUGAGCAGAAGUAAGGCUGUCACACGGCUCGAACCAGACACCAUCCCCACGGAGCUGAAGACAGUAUGUCGCAUCCCUGGCAUGAGGGAAAUGUUGAGGAAGUUCCAAGUUGAUGUAAAGCUGGAUCCUGCCACGGCCCAUCCCAGCCUUCUCUUGACCGCUGACCUGCGCAGUGUGCAGGAUGGGGAACUGUGGAGGGACGUCCCCAACAACCCCGAGCGAUUUGACACAUGGCCCUGUAUCCUGGGACUGCAGACCUUCUCGUCAGGACUGGGAUUGCAGACCUUCUCGUCAGGGAGGCAUUACUGGGAGGUUGUGGUGGGAGAAAGAUCAGAGUGGGGUUUAGGCAUCUGUCAAGACACAGUGCCAAGAAAGGGGGACACCACCCCGUCUCCUGAGAACGGGGUCUGGGCCAUGUGGCUGCUGAAAGGGAAUGAGUACAUGGUCCUGGCCUCCCCGUCGGUGCCUCUCCUCCCACUGGAACGGCCUCACUGCAUCGGGAUCUUCUUGGACUAUGAGGCCGGGGAAAUCUCAUUUUACAACGUCACAAACGGGUCUUACAUCUAUACAUUUCACCAGCUGUUCUCUGGUAUCCUCCGGCCUUAUUUUUUCAUCUGUGACACAAUUCCUCUUAAUUUGCCACCUGUGACAGAAGCAGAAUCAGGAAAUUGUGCAUCCAGGGGUCAUCCUGACCCUGCUUCUAAUGUGAGAGAUGGUCAUUCCUAAAAUUCUCUUCCCAAGAUACGUUCCUAGCCUGACAGAGGGUCCUGGAGGGGAGUGGAGGAUUCACAUGCUGUUUCCACACAUGUUCCCAUUGAGGUCAGCACUUUAUUCCUUGUGGCUGUGGAAAUGUUCCCAUAGGGACAAAAGAGAAAAGAUAAAAUAGAAAUGGAAGAAUCUCAUCAAAUUCUGUUUCCAAAUACACUUUUUUUUUUCCUUUUUGUCUC